UCGAAUCCGACUCUUGCAUUCUAUAAAUUCGCGGCUUUCUUUCUUUCACUCACGUUGGCUGGAUGACUUCUAGACAACACUUACUCGGCACGAUAUUUGACGCCGAUCGUUAUUCGCUGUAGUGUCAAUUCACUGCAUUCACAGACGAGAUGCCCUACAUCAUGGCUCGCCAACAGCGCCACCUUACAAAUUCCGGCUAUGGCCGCGUCCGCUCACUGAUCGAAGCCCGUUCGUCCUUCUCCCGAAAGAUCGGCUAACGGCGGUGACGAGGCGCCCCAAAAUUCCACACCUGGGUCAGCUGCUGCGGUAAGCCGCGAAUCCCGCCAGCAGCGCGAUGCUGGACUACUACAAAAUCCUGGGCGUCCAGCAAACGGCCCCGCUGGAGGAGAUCAAGAAGGCCUACCGGCGGCUGUGCCUGCGCUGGCACCCCGACAAGAACCCGGACAACAAGGAGAAGGCCGAGCAGAACUUCCGCAGCGUGGCGCAGGCCUACCAGACGCUGUCGGACGAGAAAAAGCGCAAGGACUACGACUACCAGUGUGCCCUCCUGCGUGGCCGUGCCCGCCAUCCGCCGCGGAGGCAGGCGGCCCCGAGCCCCUUCUCGACGCUCGAGGAAAUCAUCAAGGGUAUCCACCGCAGGUCCUGGGAGACUGGUCCGGCGCCCCCGGACUGCUCUGGAGCGAGUGCGUCCUCGUAUACGUCCACACCGUCGCCGUUCGCGGCGCGCAGGCCGUCGGGCUCCCGGCGCCACGGCGGCUUCCACGCGGGCAUCCGGGUGGAGGCCGGCGCGGACGGGUUCCGCAUGGUGCACCACUGCACGCUGGGUCGCGGCGCGGCGCCGACGACAACGCGGGUGACGCAAACCUCGUUCACGGUGCACAAGCCGACCUCAGCGGCGACGGCGGCGGUGGUCGGGCACCACCGGCCCGCUAUCCCUACUAGCCGGCCCAGGCUCUACGAGGUGCGCACGGUGAUUUGCGACGGCGUCCAGAGGGUGUGCUGCUACGAGGACGGCGUCAGGGUGUCUACCGUGGCCCACCCCGUGGCUCCCGUGCGUCAGUCAGAGAUACAACCCAUGGUAUUGACUCAUCGGACCGGAACCUGAAGCUUCGCAAAUGGAGAACAGCUGGGACACCAAUAUUUCUUUACUCCGCCGGCCAAGUGAUGGGAUUAUUUUUUUUAAACAUUGAAUAAACAGGGCGCCGUGUUAUAAACGU
Dermacentor andersoni is the source of this 1217-nucleotide messenger RNA. RefSeq lists its product as uncharacterized. The record is from RefSeq and is a predicted model, not a curated record. Gene Ontology annotation, molecular function: protein-folding chaperone binding; protein folding chaperone. Gene Ontology annotation, cellular component: nucleus; cytoplasm. Lineage: Eukaryota; Metazoa; Arthropoda; Arachnida; Ixodida; Ixodidae.